Pediculus humanus corporis (human body louse) is the source of this 3114-nucleotide messenger RNA. Its product is annotated as sulfatase-1, sulf-1, putative. The record is from RefSeq and is a predicted model, not a curated record. Gene Ontology annotation, molecular function: N-acetylglucosamine-6-sulfatase activity; glycosaminoglycan binding. The transcript has 16 exons. The coding region runs from base 1 to 3114 and encodes 1037 amino acids. Lineage: Eukaryota; Metazoa; Arthropoda; Insecta; Psocodea; Pediculidae.
AUGGAUAAAACUACAUUUAAGGCAUUGGAAAAAGAUGAAAUAAUCAAUUUAAGCAAUACAAAAACUUUACUAAACAAUUCAGAACAAGGUGUGAAAAGAAUCAUUAAUAAUCACGAAUCACAAAGGCAUUCUUCAAACGUUGAAAAUAACGAACAUUAUUUAGGAUCAUCUCGUCAACGUAAAAUAAAAAAACAUGGAAUCAAUAGUUUUAUUAAUUUUCCCACAUUAAGAGAAAGAAAACCGAAUAUUAUUCUUAUAUUGACCGAUGAUCAAGAUGUCGAAUUGGGUUCACUUAAUUUCAUGCCUAAAACUUUAAAACUUUUAAGAGAUGGCGGUGCUGAAUUUCGUCAUGCUUACGUCACAACUCCAAUGUGCUGCCCUUCGAGAAGUAGUUUACUUACUGGAAUGUACGUUCAUAAUCACAACGUAUUCACCAAUAAUGAAAAUUGUUCGAGUAUUAAUUGGCAACAGACUCACGAAACAAGAACUUUUGCUACUUAUUUAUCAAAUGCUGGUUACAGAACAGGUUACUUUGGAAAAUAUUUAAAUAAAUACAAUGGAAGUUACAUACCUCCGGGAUGGCGUGAAUGGGGAGGACUAAUUAUGAAUUCUCGCUACUACAAUUAUUCAAUUAAUUUAAAUGGGAAAAAAAUCAAACAUGGAUUCGAUUAUUCUAAAGACUAUUAUCCGGAUCUCAUUGCCAAUGAUUCCAUUGCGUUUCUUCGACAAUCCAAACAGUAUUUUUCUCGAAAACCCGUCAUGCUCGUUGUUAGUUUUCCAGCUCCACACGGACCAGAAGAUAGUGCUCCGCAGUAUUCUAAAAUGUUUUUCAAUGUUACUACUCAUCACACUCCAUCGUACGAUUUUGCUCCAAAUCUCGAUAAACAAUGGAUUUUACGAGUGACAAAUAAAAUGCAAGACAUUCAUAAGCAAUUUACGGAUACAUUAAUGACCAAAAGACUUCAAACGCUACAGAGUGUUGACUCUGCUGUCGAAAGGAUUUAUCAGGAAUUGAAAAAUAUUGGAGAAUUAGAAAACACGUACAUAUUAUACACAUCUGAUCAUGGAUAUCAUUUAGGACAAUUUGGUCUUGUCAAAGGAAAAUCUUUUCCUUUCGAAUUUGAUAUAAGAGUUCCAUUUUUGGUUCGUGGACCAGGAGUAGAAGCUGGUUCCAUAGUCGAUGACAUUGUACUCAACAUAGAUUUAGCUCCAACUUUUCUUGAUUUAGCCGGGGUAGAACCGCCACCUGAAAUGGAUGGCAGAUCGAUUACGAGACUUUUCAAUUAUAAAACAAACAAAAGGCGAAAGAUAAAAUGGCCUGAUACUUUUUUAAUUGAAAGUUCUGGUAGAAGAGAAAUCCCGGAUCCGUUCGGUUUGAAAAAAUCAAAAAAUCAAUUAUCAAAAAAAAUGUAUAUUGAAUCCGAUUCGCAAGAAGAUAUUUCUAAAGAUUUUUCGAAAAUUGACAAGGAGAGUUUGGAAUCAACCGCUGAGGAAACAUCCGAAGAAGAAAAUUUUUCAUUUUCAUCCAAGCUACAUAACAAUUCUAAAGGAUCAACAAUUGUUUCAACAACAAGUACAGAUUCACAAAAGGAUAAUAAAAUUCCUAAAAUGACUUUAACAAACGAUCAGUUAUUACCCAAAUUUGAUCGCCUUGCAUUGGAAUGUCAAAAUUCAAAAUUUCAAAAUCCUUGUCAAAUGGGACAAAAAUGGUAUUGCGUGAUUGAAGAUGGAAGAUGGAGAAAAUUCAAAUGUAAAUUUCAAAAAAAAUGCGCUUGUUUUACAUCCAACGGAUUCGGCAUUAAACAAAUGCAAAAUAACAAAUUUGAAAAUCAGAGAGAAGCUACCAUAGUGAAAAGAUCAAUUGAUAUUAUAGAUUCAUGGGAUCAAAUAAUCAAUAAUGAUUUUAGUUGGCCUGUUUUACACAGAUUAGUAAAUCGUAGCAACAAAGUAAUGAAAAAGAAAAGAAGCAUUCAAAAAGAACAUAUAUCGGAUAUACUCGACGAUUUGGAAUUGGAAUUGUAUGAAGCUGAGGAAACUAAACAUAGCAUAAACGCCACGUAUAUUUUCGGUCAGGAACAAAACGUGUCCAAAUGUUUGGUGACGUCACAGGGAAAAGUAAAUUGUAGCAGUUUGUUAUAUAAGGAUUUUAAUAUUUGGAAGAAAAGCAGAGACGAAAUAGAAGCUAAAAUUAAAAAUUUAAAAACGGAAUUGGAAACUCUUAAAGAAAUUAGAAAGCAUUUGCGUAAAAAACGUCCUGAAUAUAAUUCAACAACAGUUCAACCUUUUACACUGGAUACCACGUCAACGGAUGAAAGCCAUAAUAAUAAUAAUAAUAAUAAUAAUUUUGUAACGGAAGUAACUUCAGAAUCGUAUAAGUUUGUGGAAACCAUAUUGAAUACCACGACAACAUCUUCAACAAAAGAUUUUAAAGAAAUAGUGGCGACGACUCCUAAAAAUGAUGAUGAAAAUAUUUCAACAAGUUCAACGACUUUAUCUUCGAAAAAACCUUCGAAUGAAGUCGUCACGAUAAACAAUGAAAAUAAUGAUAAUAAUUCAAAAAAGAAAAUAAACACGGGAGAUUCUGCCGUUAAUCGUGUCAAAGAUAUUUGCAUUUGUCCACCGGAUAAUCAUCAAUUACAAUCGAAGAAAAAUUCUGGAAAUGAUUUGGAAAAACAAAAUAAAAGAAAAUUAAAAGAAGAAAGAUUGAGAAAAAAACAGAGGAAAUUAAGAAAGAAAGCAAGAUUGGAAAAAGAAUGUUUAUCGGAAAGAAUGAAUUGUUUUAUACACGAUAAUGAUCAUUGGAAAACUCCGCCAUUUUGGACAGAGGGAUCAUUUUGUUUCUGUAUGAAUGCAAAUAAUAAUACUUAUUCUUGUUUAAGAACUAUAAAUAGCACUCAUAAUUUUUUAUAUUGCGAAUUUACGACUGGUUUCAAAAGUUUUUAUAAUUUAAGAAUCGAUCCCUUUGAGCAAACAAAUCGUAUCUCGACUCUUUCAACUGACGAAUCCAGAUUUUUAACGGAUCAACUUGCCGAAAUGAAAGCUUGUAAAGGUUCCAGAGAAUGCGCAAGUGGAAAUAUAAGGGAAAAUGUUUACCCCCAUCCAAAUGUCGCCUAA